This is a messenger RNA of Aspergillus fijiensis CBS 313.89, 1721 nucleotides long. RefSeq names its product PCI domain protein. Bases 146 to 1582 code for a protein of 478 amino acids. The transcript is spliced from 2 exons. Gene Ontology annotation, molecular function: translation initiation factor activity. Gene Ontology annotation, biological process: cytoplasmic translational initiation. NCBI's taxonomy places the organism in Eukaryota, Fungi, Ascomycota, Eurotiomycetes, Eurotiales, Aspergillaceae. The record is from RefSeq and is a predicted model, not a curated record. Gene Ontology annotation, cellular component: cytoplasm; eukaryotic translation initiation factor 3 complex.
CCCUUCCCCUCUCUCUUCUUUUCUCUCUCUCCUCCUCUCCCCCUCCCCCCCCCCCUCCCCUCCCCUCUCCCCAAAGUACGAACCUCCUCCUCUCCGUACAACCAUUGAUCGAUCUUUCGACAUCGACUUCUAAGAAACCACCACGAUGCCCGCUCCUUCCACCACUCUCCUCAUUGAGGGCUCGUUCACCGAACUCGCCGAUGAGUUCGCCCAGUACAUCGAUGCUCUUCGCAAGCCCGACGCCGCCGCGUCCAGUCUCCAGGCCGACAUCGCCCCACUGUUGGAACCUCUGCGCCAGCAGGAACAGUCUGGUACCGAACCUGAUCGCAAGCAGCGCGAUGAGGUUCUGAAGAAGCUGGUCUCCGCCGCUGCCGUCCUGAAUGCGGCCCCCGAGAAGGAGAUCAUCUCCGCCUACAACCUCCUCGUCCACCUUGUUCACCAGGCCUCCGAUCCGGACAUGUUCCUCUCCCGCAUCUGCUCCUACCUCGCCAAACCCAUUACCGCCUCUCCCCAGUUCGGUCCCUCCCUGGCCAUCUCCAUCUUGUCCACCAUCUUCAACACCCUCGCUCCCACCGAUUCCAGCCGCUACCACGUUCUUCUGGCCAUCGUUGCCGUCAUCCGCCAGGCCGGUGCCUCGGUCGCAUUCGACGCCCUCAAGCCCCAGCUGACCUCCCAGCUGCCUGCUUGGCUCGCCGCUUGGGAGCUCGAGGCUGAGGAGGCCCAGCGCCUCCACCUCGCCAUCGCCGAUGCCGCUCAAGCUGCCGGUGACGCCGAGCUUUCCCAGUCCCAUGUCGUCCAAGCCCUGCAGACUAUUCCCGCAGCCCAGGCCUCCAGUUCCGAAGCCCGCGAUCUGGCCGUUCGUGCCCUGACUUCUGCGCUCACCUCUCCCGCCGUCUUUGACUUCACUCCGUUGACCGCUUCCGACGCCGUUCAGGCCCUGCGCGCCAGCGACAGCACCCUCUUCGAGCUGCUUGAGAUCUUCACCGCCGACACCCUUGACGCUUACGAGGCCCUGAUUGCCACCAGCCCUCUGACUGGUAUCUCAGGUGGUGUGCUGGCCGAGGCCGGCGAUGCUCUGCAGACCAAGAUGCGCCUGCUCACCCUGGCCUCGCUGGCCGCUACUACCCCCUCCCGCUCUCUGCCCUAUGCCACAAUCGCCAGUGCUCUGCGGGUGUCGGACGACGAUGUCGAGAAGUGGGUCAUUGACACCAUCCGUGCUGGUCUCGUCGAGGGUAAGCUUUCGCAGCUGCGCUCCGAGUUCCUUGUCCACCGCGCCACUUACCGCGUCUUCGGUGAGAAGCAGUGGGCUGAGGUGCAAGGUCGCCUGAUGGUCUGGCGCCGUAGCCUGGAACGCGUUUUGGGUGUUGUCCGUUCCGAACGUGAGCGCUUCGUGCGCGAGGGGCUGCAGGCGGCCCAGGCGGCUGAGGAGGCUGCUCAGGGCAAGUCCUCCGAUAAGGGCAAGUCGGGUGACCGUCGUCGCCAGCAGGGUAACAACAACAACAACAACAACAACAACCAGAACCAGUCUUCGACUCCGGCCGCUCCUGUCGCCAGUGCCCCCGUGGAAGCUGUGGCUGAAUAACUGAUGAAAGGACGGAAAUGCGGGGAAGGAUCAAUGACUGAUGAUGAGACCUACAUACCUUGUUUUUUUGUCUUUCGACCUACUAUCUACCAGAUACCACACCCUUCAAACCGCGCAGACGGAGCUAGGGACGAGCUAG